Molecule: messenger RNA, 2754 nt
Organism: Aspergillus affinis
Lineage: Eukaryota; Fungi; Ascomycota; Eurotiomycetes; Eurotiales; Aspergillaceae
Gene: sha1
Product: putative calmodulin-binding protein Sha1
Exons: 2
Coding region: 1-2754 (917 amino acids)
Biological process (GO): spindle organization; establishment of meiotic spindle localization; mitotic cell cycle
Cellular component (GO): spindle pole
Molecular function (GO): protein binding
Source: RefSeq, a predicted model, not a curated record
AUGUCCGGCCUUCUUGAAGAUGUACCCACCCCAUGCCCCUCCAGGCUGGGGACCUUCCAAGUCAACCGCAGCAGCGAGGGAAGCGACUCGAUCUAUAGCAUGUGGGAAGACAGUCUCGAUUCCUGCGAAGACACUGCAAAUAUUGAAUUCACCACCGAAAUCCGUGCCCCUGUCCUAACUGGCGCCAAACCCCGACGACGAACCAAGACCAGCUCUUCCUCGUCGUCAUCGUCCUUUGCUAUCCACGACGAGGGCGAAGAGAAGCACGCUCCGCUAAUCACCAAGCGAAGAAAGGAGAAUGGAACAAUUGCUGCGCCUUCGAAUCGAAAGUCCUCACUCCUGGCCCAGCCGGCUCAGCGAUUCCGACCUAAAAUUAGUCUCGCUGCCAAUUCGCCUGCGAAGCCUACACGAUCACAAGUGGAAAUGGGUGGGAGGACUCAGCCUCGCAAGGUCGAUGUGGAUAAAAAUAAGGAGCUCUUGAUGAGGAUCAAUGGGGUCUCUCAGCAGCCACGUGCCAGUGAGGUGAAGGAUGUCCAUCGUGAUGCGGUGUAUGUCCCUCCGAAUGAACCCACAGCGGCCAGUUCUUUUAUGGGCAUGUUCAGUCCGCUCAAGUCCGAUUACCGCCCGCAACAGUCCUCUGAGAAUACGAACGAACCGCGGGUUGCAAGAAGAGAACAAGCGAAAUCGUCGCUCGCCGCCUCCACGCACAAAGCUCCGUUGCAGCCCAGCGCAAAAGUUCGCCAGGAGUCUCGCAUCCAUGUAGACGUGGUCGGGAAAAAUGGUGGAAAGGAGAACAUUCCUCCGGAUACACUUCUGGUUGACGGCAAGGAAAAGGAGUUUCCGCUGGCCGAGUCUGGCGACAUCUUCGACAUUUCGAAACCGUAUAAACAAGCAGCGAACAAUCAGAAGCGCGCUCCCACGAGACAGGCAGUCAAGCCAUUGGCUGCUAAGUCGGUCAACGGAUCUCUCCAGACAGCGAUGAACAAUGUCAAGAGAUCUUCGGUCAAGGCCGGCUUGAAAGAUAACGUGAAGCCAAAGAUGGACACGACGAGACGACCAAUCUCGGAGUCCACCGGAUCAACCCUGUCCAGCUCUUUGAAGCGAUCAAAAGGCCCCGUUGCUACUUCCAAGGCUACGGCUGCGCGAGUUACCAGCAAGAAACUAGAUCGCGAAUAUCCGCUGAUCAAGGAGGAAAUCAAAAAUCCAGCUCUAUUCGAGGACGACUGGCUUUCGCACCAGGAAAUUGUAAUCACGCAACUGGUCAACGAGCUUUUCGAAUCCAUGGAGAAGUCCACUAUCAGUGACCCUCUCGCUCAACGACAUAGCUUCCUAGCGCUUUAUCAACACCCCUCGUUUGCGCGCCUUUACAAACGAGUUCAGGCAUCCUUAUUGUACGGUGCUUUGAGAAUCCCAAAGGAUGUUCUUGCCCGAAACACCCGGCUCAAGCAAGACCUUGGAAUGAAAAGGAAAUUCCUUGAUUUUUGGGUGAAAACGUAUGACCUUGGAGUACUGAGAGUGGGCUUGGAAACAAUCACGGGCAGAAGAGUAUCCAGCUCGAAGGAGACGGAGAAAAGCACAGCUGGCUCCGAAGAUUCUAUCCUGAAGCGGAAGGUGGAAAGAUUCUUGGAUAGCUUUCUGCUCCAGAACCAGGACAUGGAGCGAGAGACGAAGGAAUCUGAUGCUAAACUACUCGGCAAAGCAUAUCACCGAACGGUUUUCCGCAGCAUCAUGCUGAUCAUUCUCUUGGACAAAGCGGCGACAGAGUCAGAGGAGAAACCACCUCGUCUUUUUCUCUUGUCAUCGCCUUAUAAGUCUUCCUCUGCUGUUAUCCGAGGCUUGGGUCGCUUUCUGCUGCCCUCCUCUGGGGAUGUCGUCAAAGCGUUGAAUCAUCUGGACUGCCAUCUGACCUACGAGCAGCGUCCCCUCCAGGAGUACGAAUACAGAAUAAGCAACCUUGCCGUUGAUCUGAGAGAUGGCGUUAGAUUGACGAGGAUUGUGGAAUUGCUUCUCGUUCCUUCGCCGCGCUCGGGCAAUGCUCAUUCCGAAGAGUGUGCAUGGCCCCUUUCUCAAAACUUGAAGUUCCCUUGCUUGAGCCGCGCGGUCAAGAAAUUCAAUGUUGAAGUUGCCUUGAAUGCUUUAUCUUUCUUGGAAGGCUCGAGAGGGCUACUGAGAAAUGUACGAGCAGAAGACAUUGUGAAUGGCCACCGUGAGAAAACUAUUUCGCUUCUUUGGGGCUUGGUUAGCAAAUGGGUUCACGAUGAGCUCGUCAAUUGGGAUGACUUGAGCAAAGAGAUUCAGCGGCUGAAGCUAAAAGCCAGCCAGCAGUUUGGAUAUGAACAGGUUGUGAAUCAAGAUUGGUUCCGAGGCGAAAACUUGGACAUUUUGGGCGAGAGUGAUGCUCCUGUUCUGCUGCUCAAGCAAUGGGCAUCCAUUCUCGCACACCUUAAGGGCCUACAGCUGGACAACAUCAGCACCAGCUUCGGAGAUGGUAAGAUCUACCAAAGUAUUGUAGAUGAGUACGCGGAGUACAUACUUCACGAAGACCCCGAGCCCUGGAAUAGUGGAAAUCCCUUGUCCUUGCAGUCCCGUCUUCGAGCAUUAGGAUGCAGUGCACAUUUCGCGAACCUUCUCCAUCCCAGCACGUCCAAAACUCACAUCCUAGACAAUGACUCCACACUCGGCGUUCUUUCCUUCCUCUGCUCUCGCCUCCUCUCGGCCAGCAAACGCGCCGGCGCCGCGACAGUGCUCCAGUAG